Molecule: messenger RNA, 885 nt
Organism: Exophiala spinifera
Lineage: Eukaryota; Fungi; Ascomycota; Eurotiomycetes; Chaetothyriales; Herpotrichiellaceae
Exons: 3
Coding region: 1-885 (294 amino acids)
Biological process (GO): transmembrane transport
Source: RefSeq, a predicted model, not a curated record
AUGACGGAGAAGCCACUUCCCUUCGUCUACCAAUUCGCCGCUGGCGCUGUCGCCGGUGUGUCUGAAAUCCUGAUAAUACAGCUACAAGGAAAGCCAGUUCCCGGACAAGACUACUACAAUGGCAUGCUCGACUGCUUCAAGAAGAUUGUGCGUAAUGAAGGUCCCUCAAGGCUGUAUCGGGGUAUUGCCGCUCCAAUCAUGAUGGAGGCGCCCAAACGUGCUACCAAAUUCGCCGCCAACGACUCCUGGGGCGUCUUCUACCGCCGUCUCUUUGGCGUCGAAAAGCCAACGCAAAGCCUCUCCAUUCUGACGGGUGCCACCGCGGGUGCCACGGAGGCCUUCGUUGUUGUCCCAUUCGAGCUCGUCAAGAUCCGACUCCAGGACCGCGCGUCGGCAGGCAAAUACAACGGUAUCGUCGACUGUGUGGUCAAGACGGUCAAGGCAGAGGGCCCACUCGCCAUGUACAACGGUCUGGAGAGCACGCUGUGGCGUCACAUCCUCUGGAACGCGGGUUACUUUGGCUGCAUCUUCCAGGUCAAGGCGCUGAUGCCAAAGGUCGACCCGAAAACGGAGAAGGGCAAGGCCAUGUUCACCGACUUCACGUCCGGCGCCAUCGGAGGAACCAUCGGAACCAUACUCAACACACCCAUGGACGUGGUCAAGAGCAGGAUCCAAAACAGCCCCAAGAUUGCAGGAAGCGUGCCCAAGUACAACUGGGCGUGGCCCGGGUUGGGAACCAUCAUGAAGGAGGAAGGCUUCGGCGCCUUGUACAAGGGAUUCCUGCCCAAGGUGCUGCGACUGGGACCCGGUGGCGGCGUGUUGCUCGUCGUCUACACCGGUGUCAUGGAUUGGUUCCGCAAGAUGGGCGCACAACCGGUCGCUUAG